AUGCAUCUAAACCAGAUAGGUUUUACGUUGGGUACGCAUUACUACCUACAACAAGUUGCAAGAUAUAUCAAUGUUUUUCUCGUCUCUAAUAGUCACGAAGCUCAGUCACAGCGAGACGCUCUGGCCCUCAAAUAUCCUAUGGAACAUGGGCUAAUUACGGACUGGAAUGCGAUGGAGAAGAUAUGGAAUCACAUCUUUGAUAACGAGAUGAAAAUUAUUUCUCAAAAUCACCCUAUGGUCCUCACAGAAACUGUAUUCAAUCCGAAGGCACACCGAGAGAAAAUGACGCAAAUAAUGUUCGAGACCUUCGGCACUCCUGCGUUCUACGUUGGCAUGCGGUCUAUCUUUUCCCUAUACGCAGCCGGACGCACCACCGGCCUCAUCGUUAACUCUGGUGAAGAAAUGACGUUCACUGCUCCAGUAUACGAGGGAUUUCUCCUCCCACGCGCGACUUUGGAAUUACCUCUCGCUGGUGCGGACGUGACGCUUUAUAUCGUUCGGAAGCUGAAAGAGCGAGAAUGCUCAUUUACGGCGGUUGCGUCACCUGAGCUAAUCCGCGCUACUGCUUGCUGUAUCAAAGAAGAGCUCUGUUAUGUAGCUUGCAGAUUUGACGAAGAGAUGCAAGCAGCUUCGCAGUCCUCAUCUCUCGCAAAGGAUUACGAACUACCAGACAAACAGAGAAUCACGCUGGGUUCCGAGCGAUUUUGCGCUUCGGAGGUGCUGUUCCAACCACGAGUCUUGGGUCCAAACGGACUAGGCAUACACGAAGCAGUGAAGCACUCCAUUUCCACUUGUGACCCGGACAUUCGUCGAGAUCUAUAUAGCAGCAUCUUGCUGACCGGAGGUACUACCAUGCUGCCCGGUUUCGCUGAUCGCUUGCAAAUCGAAACAUCACGUUUGGCUCCGUCACAUGUGCAAGUGAUUGCCCCUCCACAUCGCCAGCACUCUGCAUGGAUUGGGGGAUCUGUUCUGGCCUCGUUAGAUGUCUUCCAAGAUAUUGCAAUCUCGGCGAAAGAGUAUGACGAGUAUGGUCCCGGGAUUGUUCAUCGAAGUAAGUCUCUUCUGCGUCCUCAGCCUGUCAAAGCUUUGAACACAAUCAUAGAGUGUUUGUGA
This is a messenger RNA of Coniophora puteana RWD-64-598 SS2, 1113 nucleotides long. Its product is annotated as actin 5C. The transcript is spliced from 3 exons. The coding region runs from base 1 to 1113 and encodes 370 amino acids. NCBI's taxonomy places the organism in Eukaryota, Fungi, Basidiomycota, Agaricomycetes, Boletales, Coniophoraceae. The record is from RefSeq and is a predicted model, not a curated record.